CCAAUGGAGUUUUGUUAAUCGCAUUGUCUUUAAUCAUGUUCGUCAAGCCAUUGCAAAAAGCAUCAAGCCUCUCUCUUAGCCAGAACCCAACUCAUUCGCAGUACGAGAUCACAGAUCAUGGCUAUGGAAAAGAUGCAGUUAAGGUUCUUCAUGUCAGUCGGAAAGGACCAGUGCACACGAUUCACGAAUUCGAGGUGGGCACACAUCUGAAAUUGUACAGCAAAAAGGACUACUACCAGGGCAACAACUCCGAUGUGGUGGCCACCGAUUCGCAGAAGAACACUGUCUACUUGCUGGCCAAGAAGCACGGCAUCGAGAGUCCAGAAAUGUUUGCCCUACUUUUGGCCAAACAUUUCCUCAACAAGUACUCGCAUGUGGAGGAGGCCCAUGUGCACGUGGAAGCCUAUCCCUGGCAACGUGUGUGCCAGGAGGAGACCAAGACCAUGUGGAAUGGAAAGGGUGCAUGCAACGGCGAUCCCAAGCUGGGUAACUGCAACUUCAGUUCCAUCGAUGACCGCCAACUACACAACCAUGCGUUCAUUUUCACCCCAACGGCUCAGCACUACAGUGAUGUGGUCAUGCGAAGGAAUGAUCCCAAACAAACCGUCAUCAGUGGGAUCAAAGGCCUCCGUGUACUGAAGACCACCCAGUCGUCGUUUGUUAACUUUGUCAACGACGAGUUUCGUUCGCUUCCCGAUCAAUAUGAUCGCAUCUUCAGCACCGUGGUGGACUGCUCCUGGGAGUACUCCGAUACCGAGUCGGUAAACUUUUCGCGGGCUUGGCAAACAGUUAACAACAUCAUCUUGAAGAACUUUGCCGGUGAUCCCAACAUUGGUGUCUCCUCCCCUUCGGUCCAACACACUUUGUAUCUCAGCGAAAAGGAAGUGCUGGAUGUCUUGCCCCAAGUUUCCGUCAUAUCGAUGACAAUGCCGAAUAAGCAUUACUUUAACUUUGAUACAAAACACUUUCAGAAAAUCGUUCCAGGCGACAAUAAUGAGGUGUUCAUACCUGUGGAUAAGCCACAUGGUACCAUCUAUGCACAAUUGGCUCGAAAGGAUUUAAGGAGUCGUCUAUAAGUUUUAAUGUAAUUAACAAUGAUAAAAAAUAAAGUAAAUAGAAAAGUA
Drosophila willistoni is the source of this 1124-nucleotide messenger RNA. RefSeq names its product uricase. The record is from RefSeq and is a predicted model, not a curated record. Gene Ontology annotation, biological process: urate catabolic process; purine nucleobase catabolic process. Gene Ontology annotation, cellular component: peroxisome. The transcript is spliced from 2 exons. Gene Ontology annotation, molecular function: urate oxidase activity. Lineage: Eukaryota; Metazoa; Arthropoda; Insecta; Diptera; Drosophilidae. Bases 36 to 1076 code for a protein of 346 amino acids.